AGUUUUGGUUUAACGUUGUUAAAGAGACUACACUAACUUGAAUUGCACUUUGGUUAUUACUUAGUUUUAGUUGUAAAUAGUUAAAUGAGUUUUUCGAAAUCAUUAUCAUCCAGAAACGACUCGAAUUUGAUGGGAACAAAAGUUGGUACAAGAUAUCUUUGAGAGAGGAAUCUUGAAAAACUAAGUAUGGAUCGUCGUAAACUUCAAGACCUUUUCAAAAAACCCGUUCCUGAAGAUGAAGAAAGCCUGUUGGGCAAAAACGAUUCAAAUGGUAACGUGCCUCCAGAAAGUAAUGUUCCUCAGAGUGGCGCCUCUGGAUUAUUUCGACAGAAAUCAUUUAGAGCUUGCGAUCGCCAACUGAAUGCGUUAUCCUCGUACAUGCGAUGCGCUUGCUCCUUAGACAAAACACCCGCCAUUGGGAGUCUAUUUACAAGCAAGAUGGCGGCCUCGCCGGCCAAUAAUCCAUCAAUUCCGUGGUCUCACAGUCAUGAGGACUACGAAUUACGAGAUGUCAUUGGUGUUGGGGCAACUGCUGUUGUUUAUGCAGCAUUUUGUAAGACAAAGGGUGAGAAAUGUGCCAUAAAAAGAAUAAACUUGGAAAAAUGGAAUACAUCAAUGGACGAUCUGUUGAAAGAAAUUCAAGCCAUGUCAAGCUGCAACCACAUAAAUGUAGUGACAUACUACACAAGCUUUGUGGUACGCGAUGAGCUGUGGCUGGUGUUGAAAUUGUUGGAAGGUGGAAGUCUUUUGGAUCUAAUCAAAUAUAAGAUGAAUGUAUCCAACUGCAGGAAUGGAGUAUUUGAUGAGGCGACCAUAGCCACGGUUCUGAAGGAAGUCCUGAAAGGUUUAGAAUACUUUCAUAACAAUGGGCAAAUACACAGGGAUAUUAAAGCUGGCAAUAUUUUACUCGGUGAAGAUGGAAUUGUUCAGAUAGCCGAUUUUGGAGUCUCCGCCUGGCUGGCCACAGGCAGCGAUAUGACCAGGCAGAAAGUUAGACAUACAUUCGUCGGCACACCUUGUUGGAUGGCACCUGAAGUUAUGGACCCGGACCAAGGCUAUGAUUUCAAGGCUGAUAUCUGGUCGUUUGGUAUAACAGCGAUUGAGAUGGCCACAGGGACAGCACCAUAUCAUAAAUAUCCACCAAUGAAAGUUUUGAUACUGACUUUGAAAAAUGACCCACCAAACUUGGAUACAGGUUCAGAAGACAAGGAACAGUACAAAGUGUAUGGAAUAACAUUUAGAAAAAUGAUUACGGACUGUUUGCAAAAAGACCCAUCGAAAAGGCCUACCGCCACAGAACUGUUGAAGCACCCGUUCUUUAGAAAAGCAAAAGACCGAAAGUAUCUGACUCAAACAUUGCUUGAUAUGGGCCCCGGUGUAGGGACAAGAGUGCAAAAGGUAAAAAUAAUCAAGGCUAGUAAACGCCAAAUAGGCUCUUCAGGUCGCCUCCACCGCACUUUGUCGGGAGAGUGGAUGUGGAGCGAGGAAGAGGUAGAUGCGGAUGGGGAUAAGACCCCAUUGAAGCGACCAAUGAACGAGCUGCAACGCGCCGAUUCUAGUGGCAGUGAAGGUGCUACAGACAUCGUAGACGACGUACAAGAGCAUCGUCCACCAACUCCACUGCCUCAAGCUAUUCCGGAUGAACCCAUCGUUAUCAAUCUAGUUUUGAGACUGAGGAACGCAUGGAAGGAAUUAAACGACAUUCGUUUCGAGUACAUAUUUGGCAAGGAUACUGCCGAGGGCAUCGCCGAAGAGUUAGUCGUCGCUGGUCUCGUGGAUCCGGUAGACUUGGAGCCUAUCUCUAUCAACCUUGAAAAGCUGCUGGAAGCUUACAACCCCACCCCUGCGAAGACCGUAACCUUCCACCUGAACUCGUCUGGUCCCAACGAGCAGUUCGACAACAAAACUUUCACUGGCUUCGCUCAGAUAUCUAUCAUCGAUCCCCAGUGAUUCCACGGCUUUAUUCCUAAAACAUUAUUUUUUGUAUUGGUAACUUGCUAAUUAUACUUGUUUCACUUAUGAAUGGUGCUACAGUUUAUUAUAUUGUAUGAUGUAUCAAAACAAAAAUGACUUAAUAUGAUUUUUAACCAUCACUUCAAUUCAAUCAGCCGAUUAAACAAUGAUCGCAAAGUGGACUUAGCUUAUUAAUUGUAUCAACUAAAACUAUUAAAAAGUAAACUAAACGAAAAAUUGAAAUUUAGUGUUAUAUAGUGUUAGUUUUUUCAUGAUUUAAUACUCUCUAAAUUUCACAAGGAGAGUUUCUUUGAAUACAUGAUUGGGAAUUCCUUAUACUGUAACUUUACUCGUUAUUCAUUAAAAAUCGCAUCAGUGAAGCUGAAAGUGAGUAAUGGAUUACGAUUGUCGCAGAUAAAUUGAAAAGUAUGGAAUAUCUUGUCUUUUUUUUAAAUAUAAUUUAGUCGCGUACCAGGCUUGCUUGUUUUAGAUAGCCAUAGGAAAAAAAAUGUAGAAAUUCAACUAUAUGUGGUUGACAAUUUAUGAACCUAACUUCUGCAAAAUUAGUCAAGGAUGGAUAAUAUAAUGCAUUAAAAAUCUAUUAAUUUAUUUUUGUUUUGAAAAUGUUUUUUGUGUAAGUUUUGAAAAUGUGCUUUGUGUAUGUAAAAUUUGGCGCCAAUUUCUGCUGGCCGAAACGCGCCCGACCAAAGAUCUUUAUUUAUAAAAAAAAAAUUGAUAUGUGUAAUUUAAAAAAAAACAUUUGACAUUUUUGUGUAAUUCUUUUUGACUUAGGUAUUGUCAAAUCUAUAAUUGGUUUAAAGUUUGUGCUGUUGUGAGGCAUACAAAAAGAUUUACUGACUAUUCUUAUGUCUGGCUGCAUGGUUAAGAUAAAAUUUAAAUUUAUGUCUGUAUGUUAACUUUAUAUUCAUGUUCAUUUCAAUAAUAAUAAUAAUAAAAAGUAUUCCUAUUAGCAUAAGUUCAUGUCCUACGAUUGGGCACGUCUAAGAAAGACGUAUUUAAAAAUUUCAUCCAAUUUCUGUUCAUAUGUGUCAUACAAAUUUUUUUUAUUAUAAUACUUUAUAAUAAAAAAAAUUUUGGCGCCAUAAACCCACCUAUGUGUCUAUACCAAUCUAUUUCCUAUAGGGCCAUUUGCCGAAACUAAAACUCGAGUAAGUCUUACACAUAGCAUAUCCAUGUACGAUUUCAGGAUAUUUGCCUAUAUGUCAUUGAUUAUUGCGAAAGCUCUCAUAACAAUCGUUUAUAAUGUAAAUCUAUUGAUACAUACUUAUCUAACGUCGAUUUAGUAGACAUUUAUAUUCAACCUGCGAAUUUACCUAUUAAGAUUAUGUUUAGAUUAAUAUCAUUGUCCCUUUUAGUCUAUAGCAGUAGACACAGUAGAUCCACUAAUAUGUUACUAUCAUUUUUUAUACAGAAUAUUGCCAUAUCUUUUAUAAUAUGAACAAAAUUCCCAUUUCCCUCCAACUAGUCGGGAAAGACUGUGCUAGGAGUGGGUACGACAAUAGACCAACGGAGCGGGGAUCGAACCGUCAUCUCUUGGUGAUGAGUCCAACCGCUCUUACCGUUGAGCUAUUGAGGCACGCAUUGUUGUAUUAAUAUUUCUUAGCUAGGCUCAAUCAUUAGUGUGCACUUCAAUUAUUAUUCUCAUUGGCAAACAAAUAAUGGUUAAUUAUUGAUUAAUAUAGUGUUAUAGGGACUACUAUUGUCAAACACGUACACUAUUCAUACACUUUAUUCAAGUACUAAUGGUUUACAAAUAAAAUAACUGGGGUUGUUACAUAGAUCACGUAAAUAGCGCACUCGAUAGGAGCGCGUCCGUUCGCUAUUCAACGUUGUGGACGACUAACUAUGCCUAUGCGCGGCGCGCGGGCGCCGCGGUUAAUAGUGUUGGGAAACGUUUAUAGUGAUGCGCUAUAGUGUUCAAUAUUUUUUUAAAAAUUUAAACUAAUAAUAAUCUGCCUGUAUGUGUAUCAGUGAACGUUUCAAAGCUUUAACUAUUAUAUCUUUAUUCGACGAUUUGUCGUUUUUGUGAUCAUCUAACGUCGGUUUUUUAACGAAAUCAAAUAAUUAUGGUGAUUUUACCUAAAGUGUAUCAGCAUAAUAUUAGUAGUAGCAAGUAGUAACGUUAUUUAACUAAAUAAUGUUAACUAAUGCAUUGUUAAAUUAAUAUUAAAAAAUCACUUCCACUAUAUGGGAAAAAAUGUCGUUGAAAUUGUUUAGUUGAAAUAAUCAUGAUAGAUGAUCGCAAAAAUGAAAAAUCGAUGUAAAACGAUGUACUGGCUCAUGAUUUGAAUCGUAUAUAACUAUAAUGCAGAUACCGUUGUGAAUCUAAAGCAUGUCCACUAAAUAAGAGAGGCAAAAUAAUUGUAACUGAUGCACAUGCGUAUAUUUAGAUAAUUUGAUUAUUAUUUACGAAUUUUUUUUUAUAUCUAUUCAUAUUUUGUAGGCUGAGAGCCAGCAACAACCAGACCUUCGUCAUUUUAUAAAUGCUGUAAGUUAGUCAGCUCAUGCCCCUACCAUAGGUGAAUACCAAAGUCAACUAUGGAGUUUUGGACCGCCAACCACCCUACUUUAUACUUAUCACUGUAAAGUGUAUAUUUUUAGUUUUUCUCAGCAUAAUAUGAGAAAUUUUAUCCCUCAGACGGCAGUCACUCAGGUUGAUGGCAACACUUCAAAAAACACUAUUUAAUAUAAAACUUUAAAGCUUUUUAGCGAAGAGUUGCCAUGAAGCCACGUAUCUGCCUAAUGAGAAUGUAAUUUCUCACAUAAUGCCGAGUAACAUUAAAAAAAACACUUUAUAAUUAAAUAUUCGAGGUUCUGCAUGGUAUCUUUUUAACUCGAACCAUAAUUGGCUAACGUAUUUACGGUAGCUGACAAACUUUCAUAUGUUAUAAAAUGACGAAGGUCUGGCUGUUGCUUGCCCUUUGUCUGUUAUAUUCGUUGCUCUCUAUGACGCUCUAGGGUUUAUGUUACAAGGUAGUUUAAUUUAAUCGCAGUUUAAUAAAACCUCCUACUGCGCCAACUAAUCAUAUUCACGCUGUUAGUGGUUCUACUGUAAUGCUGAGUUGCUUUUAAUAAGCAAUGCAUUCCGACUAGCAUUUGUAUUGAGAUCUGAAUUUGCUUUAUUUUUAUUUUUUAUUUAAUGUGUGCUGAACACCUAAAAAUGUUUUGCAAUCCCGAACACUAGUACUUACUUAUUAUUAGAUAUAAAUACGUACAAAGUACAUAUCUAUUUGCCAACUGUAUCUUGUAUUUUAUAUUUCAUAUUAAUAGUCUUUAAUCGCGUGGCCAUGACGUCACGGCUAAAAAUGUAGGUCGCUGACCUUAUUAUCUAUUAAGUACUUUUGGUCUUGACACAUAACUAUUCAUAUGAUGAAUGAAAAGAUUUCAUCAUGUAAUAUGGUGUUGUCAUUAAUUAUUAUUAAAAAAAAGUUCAAUUGAGCUGAUUUUUUGUAAUUACUCCUUAAUUGUUAUUUAAAUUCAUAGCGGUGGGGCAAGUCAACAUUGAACGUCGGCAAGUUAUAUCCCACGUUCUCUAUGAAGCACGAAAAAUAAUUAUUGUUUUAUUAAUAAAAUAAAAAAAUUUAAUACGCCCACUGAGGAUUUCCUUACAAAGUCGUAGUUACUUCUUAACGUACUUUAAAUAACACAUUCAUUAAUUAAAAGUUUUCAGAUUGUUCGAUACUUGUAGUAUGACGAGUUUAAUUGCCAAAUUUUAUAGCUCUAGGUCAACAAAAAAUUCGCUUUAGAUUGAUUCCUUUUAGAGUGUCGAAAUAUACGUUUUUUUACAACAGUUUCUUUAUAUUAUUUCUAUUAUCUUAAAAAGUUUGAUUUUUUCACUGUAUCUAGGUCUGAAUCUUUAUCAGCUGACUUAAGUGUUAUCUGACUUAAUAUGUCUUGCCCGCCUCUGUGAAUUAGUAUUGUAAUACAGUUUGAAACAGUUGGAAUUGCAUCAAUAUGUAAUUUCAACUGUAGUUGGAUGCAAUUUUUUUGAUGUUUACGAACAUCGAGCGUUAAUCUGCGCGAUACAAGAUUUUAGGUAUCUACGGUAAAGUCGGGGCGCGGUGGCAGGUCACCACGCGCCCGCUUCCUAUCCACCUGAAGUCGCCUCAGGCGUCUUGCUUUUGUAUGACCUACGCGAAGGACUACCCGAACCUUAUUUUUGACGGCCUCCGUGGCGCAGUAGUAAGCGCGGUGAUUUUACAAGACGGAGGUCCUGGGUUCGAUCCCCGGCUGGGCGAUUAAGGUUUUGUUGAUUGGUCCAGGUCUGGCUGGUGGGAGGCUUCGGCCGUGGCAAAUUACCACCUCGGCAAAGACGUACCGCCAAGCCAUUUAGCGGUCUGUUGCGAUGUCGUGUAGAAACCGAAAGAAUUGUGGAUUUUCAUCCUAACAAAUUAGCCCGCUUUCAUCUUAGAUUGCAUCAUCAGUUACCAGUCAAGGGCUUGUAAAGAAUAAAAAAAAAUAGGAGACGUCAUUAAGAUUGCAUCCGACUAAAAUCCGACGAAUUUAGUAUUAGAACAAAUACGGGACAUCAAUUGUAAUACCUAAACUUUUUGAUUAUAUAUAAAAAAAAAGAAUUGCUAAAAUUUUAUAUUUGUAAGUUAACUAUAUUGUAAUUUUGUAAGCGAUUUUAUGAAGUAAUGUUUGUAGUUCAAUAAAUAUAUUUUGUGAAAUUUA
Bicyclus anynana (squinting bush brown) is the source of this 6648-nucleotide messenger RNA. RefSeq names its product STE20/SPS1-related proline-alanine-rich protein kinase. The coding region runs from base 187 to 1950 and encodes 587 amino acids. Gene Ontology annotation, biological process: protein phosphorylation. Gene Ontology annotation, molecular function: protein serine/threonine kinase activity; ATP binding. NCBI's taxonomy places the organism in Eukaryota, Metazoa, Arthropoda, Insecta, Lepidoptera, Nymphalidae. The record is from RefSeq and is a predicted model, not a curated record. The transcript is spliced from 14 exons.